AUGCCUUCGGGGCUCCAGCAGCUUGACUUCUUCCCCAAAUCGGUCGAGGAGGUGAAGGAGCGGACGCUCGGCGGCGGCUUCAUCUCGCUCUGCUGCUGCCUCCUCGCGCUCAACCUCUUUCUCUCGGAGCUCACGCAGUUCCGUGCGGUGCACACCGUCGACCGGCUCGAGGUGGACACGUCGCGGGCGGCGACCGACGAGCGGAUCCUCCUCAACCUCGACAUAUACCUGCCCAACCUUCCCUGCCCGGAGGUCGUCGCCGAGGUCCAGGACCAGUCGGGGAUGCAGCAGCUCGAGGUGGCGUCCGCGCUGCACAAGCUGCGCGUCGACCGACACGGCGUGCCGAUCGACGUCCCGCGCGCGGUGCUGUGGAACGAGACGGUGGCGCCCGCGUUUGCGCAGCGCAAGCUCGUCGGCCUGAUGGAGGAGGCGCGCGCCCACCUCGACGAGACCCUCCACCACUUUGAGCACGAGGAGGAGGAGAACCCGCGCCUCAGUGCGGACGAGCACGCGGCGCACCGGCGCGAGCUGGCGGAGCAGUCGGCGCUGCUGCAGGGGCGGCUGCAGACGCUGGCGUCGCCGCUCGUCUCCCGAGUGGCGGUAGCCGGGGAGCAGGAGGCGGUCUCCAUCCGGCUCGCGAUCCUCGACGACAACGUGCAGGGCUUCAUCUCUGCAGCAGACAUCGACCGGCGGGAGAGGCGCGCGCGCUUGGGCCGAGAGCUGCCCCUCUAUGGCGAAGGGAGGGAGUACGCCUCGAUCAAGCUGCUCCUCUCGGACGUCACCAGCGUCUUUUCAUCAUCCGCCUUUUCUGCACACAACAGGUACGCCUCGAUCAAGCUGCUCCUCUCCGACGUCACCAGCGUCUUUUCAUCAUCCGUCUUUUAUGCACACAACAGGUACGCCUCGAUCAAGCUGCUCCUCUCCGACGUCACCAGCGUCUUUUCAUCAUCCGUCUUUUCUGCACACAACAGGUACGCCUCGAUCAAGCUGCCCCUCUCCGACGUCACCAGCGUCUUUUCAUCAUCCGUCUUUUCUGCACACAACAGGUACGCCUCGAUCAAGCUGCUCCUCUCCGACGUCACCAGCGAGCGGCUCAACGGGAUCGUCGCCGCGCUCGAGUCGCUGGUCGCGCCGCUGCAGGGCGGCGAGAGGGGCGAGAGGCGGCAGCAGCUCGAGGCGAAGCUGCAGGCGCAGCUCGAGGCGCUGCACAAAGAGAUGGCUGGAGAGGGCGAUGCGGAGGCGUGCGGCUCGUGCUACGGCGCCGCGCCGGACGGGUCGUGCUGCAACACGUGCGACGACGUGCGCGCGGCGUACCGAAAGAAGCGGUGGGGUAUGCCGCCGAUGAGCUCGAUCCCGCAGUGCGCGCGCGAGGAGCGGCGGCGGGCCGUCUCGCACGACGGCGGCGAGGGGUGCAACUUGUAUGGCACGCUCGAGGGGUGCACGCGCCGAAGUCUCUGCUUGCUCUCGCGCUGCCGACGUCGCGGCAGCAGGCGACCGAGCCGGGCCGGUUCAACGUGACGCACCAGAUCAAGAAGCUCUCGUUCGGGCGCGACUUUCCGGGGCAGCAGAGCCCGCUCGACGGCGCGUGGACGCACUCGCCGGGCGGCGCGGCGGUCGCGCGCUAUUUCCUCAAGGUGUACUCGACCACGCAGCACUUCAAGGAGCUCGGGCCCGACUCCGCGCUCACGCCGUCCGUCCAGUUCACCUUCGAGCUCACGCCGCUCCGCGUGAGCAAGCGCGAGGAGCGCGGCGGCUCGCUGCUCGUCUUCCUCACGCGGAGCGCCGCCGUCAUCGGCGGGCUCUUCACGGUGGCGGGCAUCGUCGACUCGGCGUGGUACCACUCGUCGAGGCACCUGAUCAAGAUGAGGCAGGGCAAGGCCGCCUGACGCUAGGGACCGUCCAGAGAGUCGGACCGUGCGCAGGCGCUGUGCGCCCGCAGAGGGCACCCACGAUGCGCGUCUUCAUUUCCCUCGUACGUGUGACAAUAUCGUGCGUGGUGUGUGAGAUGGAGAUGGUUUGAUUUUGUCCAGCGCGAGUUAAACG
Molecule: messenger RNA, 2043 nt
Organism: Emiliania huxleyi CCMP1516
Lineage: Eukaryota; Haptophyta; Isochrysidales; Noelaerhabdaceae
Exons: 14
Coding region: 1-1518 (505 amino acids)
Cellular component (GO): endoplasmic reticulum; COPII-coated ER to Golgi transport vesicle
Source: RefSeq, a predicted model, not a curated record